AGUUGGCAACGAAAACAGAGUCGGCCACGAAAGAACGUGCGGAAGGAAGGUGGUUGCUUCCUGUCGAUAAUUCAUUAAAUAUCGAUCGGAACCGAUUUGCUCCCAUCAGCUAGAGCGUGCAGCAGCCACUAUGCGUCACGCAAAGUUCAUCGCUCGCACGGUGCUUGUGCAAAACAACAACGUCGAGGAAGCUUGCCGAGUUUUGAAUCGUAUUUUGGGGAAGGAAGAAAUCUUUGACCAGUUUCGGCGGACCCGAUACUACGAGAAGCCAUUUCAGACUCGCCGCCGCAUUAACUUUGAACGCUGCAAAUCAAUCUACAACGAGGACAUGAACCGGAAGAUCCAGUUUGUGUUGCGAAAAAAUCGCAUUGAUCCGUUCCCGGGUUGUAGUUAAAUACAUCAGUAAAACGUAGUACCAACUUGCAGUG
Anopheles bellator is the source of this 428-nucleotide messenger RNA. It is a transcript of the gene mRpS21, whose product is annotated as small ribosomal subunit protein bS21m. The record is from RefSeq and is a predicted model, not a curated record. Gene Ontology annotation, biological process: translation. The transcript has 3 exons. Gene Ontology annotation, molecular function: structural constituent of ribosome. Gene Ontology annotation, cellular component: ribosome. NCBI's taxonomy places the organism in Eukaryota, Metazoa, Arthropoda, Insecta, Diptera, Culicidae. The coding region runs from base 131 to 394 and encodes 87 amino acids.